Messenger RNA from Tachysurus fulvidraco (yellow catfish), 6517 nucleotides. It is a transcript of the gene parp14rs3, whose product is annotated as poly(ADP-ribose) polymerase family member 14-related sequence 3. Gene Ontology annotation, biological process: negative regulation of gene expression. Gene Ontology annotation, cellular component: nucleus; cytoplasm. Gene Ontology annotation, molecular function: transcription corepressor activity; NAD+ poly-ADP-ribosyltransferase activity. The transcript is spliced from 26 exons. NCBI's taxonomy places the organism in Eukaryota, Metazoa, Chordata, Actinopteri, Siluriformes, Bagridae. The record is from RefSeq and is a predicted model, not a curated record. The coding region runs from base 136 to 6273 and encodes 2045 amino acids.
ACGAAAGUGAAAGUAAAACGACAGAAAGCGCGUAGAAAAACAAGCUAACUUUAUUCCCCUGAGCUCAGUUUACUGAUCUACGUCAAGCAACAAUGACACGUCUAACAGCUCACUUCUAGCCCUGCGUUAACAGUCAUGGAGGAGAAAACCUUGGUUCUUGAAGGUCUACCAGGGGAUUUGGACCUGGUGAGACCUAAAUUAGAACUUUAUUUCAAAAACAAGAGGAAAUCUGGUGGAGAAGUUGUACAGAUUAAAGAGCAUCCUGAGGACAAAAGGAAAGCUUUGCUCAUCUACCUCCUGGAAACAGAUUUAGAUAAUGUCCUUAAACAAGGAACCCAUCAAAUCGAUUUCAAAACCCAGGGAGUUGUUAAACUCACCGUGAAACCCUUGAAUGUCAAGAAGGAAAAGGUUAAACCACCUCUUCUGAAAAAACCAAAGAGAGAAAAUCUUGAACAUGUCAGAAAUUCACAAGCCACAACAGAUGUACAGGCUGGUGCUAGAGGACAAAAAGGAAAUGAAGAGGACUCAAAAACCAAGGACCUGAUUAUUAGCUGCAUGGAGUCGGUUGAUGAAAAUAUUCUUACAGUUUACUUUGAACAAUUUACAGACAAGGCUGAAGUUACAAGCCAUGGGGAAAACAAAUGGAUCCUCAAAGUAGCCAAUCAUUCAGAUGUAUUGACUAUUCUGAGUCAGAAGGAACAUGAGUUUGGGUUGACGGUGGAGUUGAAUAAAGAAGGAGGUGCCGCGGAUCAGUGGGACCCUCGGCGCUUCAUCCUGAGUGGGUUCAAAGACAGCUGUAAAUGUAAAUUCGUUACCAUGUUCAUUGGAAGCUGCAGCCACAAGGCAGCACACUCCUGGGAGGUGAUAGAUGAUGAGAGAAUUGUGGUCACCUUCAAGGAAGACAUCGAUUCAAAAUCUUUCUUGGAGAAGUGUGCAGCCAAAAAUCUGCAGGGCAUGGAGAUUAAAGCCUCUCGUUUAGAGUACACAGAUUCCGUUCUGGUACAAGGGGAUAUGAGCAAGGUUACUGAGGACACUCUUAACCUUUACUUCAGCAACAACAAAAGAAGUGGUGGAGCGGACAUCAAGUCUUUAAUCUGGGUUAACAAACAAAAGAGCGCGGUCAUAUCCUUUCAAGAUUGUCACGCCGCACAAGACGUGGUGGUGGGGAAACAUCAUGUCUGUGGCACAGACAUUAGCGCUUCGCUUUUUUACUCAAGUCUUCAGAAGGCUUUGACGGGAGAAACACCGACGUGCUCGAAUAUAUCAACGGAUACGAUUAUUCCUGUCGACGAUGUACUCCACAAUUUCAUUGAAAAAAAGCAAAAGUGCAAGAACGAUUUUGAGACUCGACUAAAGGAAGUUCAUGCUAAUGUCGUUUUUAAUGUCCCUGGAAAGAUUGCGCUAGAGAUGGAUGUGGACAAAGAGUCUUUAGCGGCGGUUCGACUAGGAGCAACUUGGCAAAGUAAAGCCCAAAGAGAAGCGCAAGCCUUUCUGAGCAGGUACAGCAUAGCUGAGUUGCCAGUCGAGGUUGAGAUCUGGAAAAGGGUAGAGCUUGAUUGCCUUGGAUUCACCAGUUCUGAUGCUGAGGUCACUUACAUGGAAACCAAAUCCAAAAUUGCAAUGGUUGGCCUUAAAACAGAAAUCACCACCCUGUUGGACAAGAUUCAGAACCUUGUUAAAAAUGCAUCUUCAGAAUUAGAAAUGGAAAGGAACACUGUUGAAGAAGUGAUUCGGUUUGACUCAAGACAGACACUAGAGUUGGUAGAAAAAUGUGUACAAGCCAAACUUCAAAACGUAACACUAACAAAAAAUGAAACUAACCUGAGCUUUCACCUCAAAGGUUUGAGGGACUCUGUAGGUAUAGCUCAAAGGGUCAUCAAGCAAGCACAGGAGAACGUUAUCUUUCAAAGACUGGACCUCUCGACCCAUUUGAUCCAGUUUCUGAAGUCGUUAGAUCUAAAGAAAUUUGAGCAAAACCAUUUUGUAACAAGUCAUAUUUCAGCUUUAUUUCUGAAUGAUGGAGAGCUUCUUGGGAUCGUUGCAGAGAAAGGACACAUCGAGGCAGCCAAAGUCAAAGUAAAAGAGAUCCUUCAAGAGGUGGCCAUCCAACUUACUCCUGAUGUAGGCACAGUAAUUAACACUGAAGACUGGGUGAACUUCUUGAACAAAAUUAAAGUGGAAUUAAAUAAUAAUUCAAAGAAUGUUAACAUCAUACAUUCAGAGGCACAACUCAUAAUCUGUGGAUUUGCUCAAGUGGUAAAACAAUUUUCAAAAAAGGUUAAGGAUUAUCUUGAGAACAAGACGCCAGCAACCGAAUAUAUCCAUCUAAAAUCUUUGCAGGAAGUGGAGUUUGUCGACUCUUGCAUGAAACUGUCAGAAAUUCCAGAAAUCCGAAACCUCGGCAUAACCGUUCAACGUUGCAGAACAACGGGCUCUCCGUGUCUUACGGUUACAGCUUCAAAAGAUAAAAUCCAGGAUGCAGUAUCUGUUAUAAAAAGGCAUACGUCGAAAAUUUGCAUAGAAAAGCAAACUUAUUCGAAAGCAGGAGAAUCUAAGGUCAUACUUAAACAUGAAGCAAAUAUCCAAGCCAAAGCCAAGGAUUGGGGUUGCAAGGCUUACAUUUCAACUCUCAAGUCUGGGACCUCGAAAAGCUACAACCACCAAGUAAACAGCUCCAUCACUUUUACGGUUACGGAGGGUGAAUUGCAGCACUUUCCAGCCGACGCUUUGAUUUGUCCUUUGAAUAGCAAACUUGCUUUUGACAAUCCAGUUGCUCAAAGUUUUCUUCAAGUCGCAGGUUCAGAUAUUCAAGCGGUGUGCAACAGACUCCAGAAAGAAAGGCAAACUUUACUCGCCGGGGACGUGGUCCUGAGCGACCCAGGAAAUCUCAAUGCCAACAGCCUUAUUUAUACCGUCUUGCCUCAGAGUGGUCAACAGUUCACUUUGAGCUCUCACUACCUGAAGUCAGCCAUUCUUAAUAGCCUCCAGAAAGCAGAAUCAAGAAAUGAUACUUCAAUCGCAAUGCCAGCAAUAGGCUGUCAAAGUUUUGGGUUCUCCGUCAAAGAAAGCUGCACGGCAAUCAGAGACGCGGUACAACAGUUCAGCAAUGAUCAACACAAUUCCCCAAAGAAUAUAAAGAACAUAUUUGUGGUAGAAUCCGAUGUGAAGAUACUCGAGGAGUUCAACAGCAUCAUUGCUCAGCUGGGCUUUUCUCAUGUUAAUGCAUCUGCCAAUCCAACAAACACUACCUCUCAAAGCCAAACAAAAUCUCAAACGCUUAAACAAGCAUCAAGCACAGAAGUAACUGUUCAUGGAGUGCUAGUGACUCUCAAAAAAGGAGAUAUCACCAAAGAAACAGUGGAUGUCAUUGUUAACUCCAACAACAAAGACUUGAAUCUUAACACUGGUGUGUCUGGUGCAAUUUUGAAGGCAGCUGGACAAGCAGUUGUGGAUGAAUGCACAAAUCAUGGUCAACAGAAAGAGAAUGGAGUGGUAUUGACAAGCGGAGGUAAACUGUCAUGCAACCACAUUGCUCAGAUGGUCGGACCCAAUAACGUUGCCGAUAUAACUUUAUCUGUGGAGAAAGUCCUGAAACUGUGUGAAACUACAAUGGCUGCCACAGUAGCCAUCCCUGCGAUUGGCACAGGGAGAGGUGGGAUUCUGCCAAAUGAUUCCAUCAAGGCUAUUCUGACAGGAGUGGAAAAGCAUUUGUCUCUGUCAACAUCUACUAGACUUCAAAAAAUAACCGUGGUGGUAUUUGAGCAGAAGGUUUUUGAUGCCUACUGCAAUUAUUUCACAGAGAGGAACAAAAUGACUGCACCUACCAAAAUGCCAGCAAAUAAAGUCAAAAUUGCGGGUGUGUGGAUUGAAAUAAAGAAGGGGAACAUUACCAAUGAAUCUGUCCGUGGUAUUGUCAACACCACCAAUAACCAAAUGAACUUGACAGGAGGAGUCUCAGGGGCCAUUUUCAAAGCUUCUGGACCCUCUGUUCAACAGGAGUGUCAAAACCACGGUCAACUUAAGAGCGAUACAGUUGCAGUAACCAGUGCUGGAAAUAUGCAAUGUGAUUUUAUUCUUCACAUGAUUGGACCCCAUUCCUCUGCAGAUGCAAGGUUAAGGGUAAAGAAAGUAUUGGAGAAAUGUGAAGAGAAGCAGAUCAGUACCAUUUCCUUCCCUGCGGUUGGCACCGGUGGAGGCGGUGUUAAUAGCGUGGACGCCAUUACCGCUAUGCUCCAAGGCUUUCAAGAUCACUUGUCUCAACGUUCCUCUACUGUCCUCAAACUCAUUUAUGUUGUCAUUGACCGCGAUGAAGUUCUGAAACAGUUUCAGCAAGGAUUAAACCAAUGGGCUUCAAACCCCCAGCAGGACAUUGAUGACAUUGAAGAAAUCGAGGUUGAAGAUGACAUUGAAGAAAUCGAGGAUGAAGAUGAAUAUUAUUAUGGCUCAGAUGAAGAGAGUUUGUCUUCAGAAGAAGAAGAUGUCUGUAGUGAAACGAUUAUUGGCCCAAUCAAAGUUAAAGUGCUUUGUGGUGACAUCACAAAAGAGACAACAGACGCGAUAGUGAGCAGCACAAAUACCAGCCUUGAUCUAAGUUCAGGGGUUUCAGGAGCUAUCCUCAAAGCAGCCGGACAGACCGUUGUAGAUGAGUGCAAAAAACUGGGUGUCCAACCCAGUGAUGGCGUGGUCCUUACUACAGCUGGACAACUUCCAUUCAAGCACAUCAUCCAUAUGGUUGGUCAGACCAAGGAGAAAGAGAUCACAAACUGCAUGUAUAAAGUUCUGAAGAAGUGCGAGGAAAAUAAGAUUCAGUCUGUUUCAUUCCCUGCUCUUGGGACUGGAGCAGGAAACCUGGCAGCAGCUAAUGUAGCAAAUGCCAUGCUGGAUGCGGUGGCAAAUUUUUCUAUUGACUCACCGGUAUGUUUAAAAACUGUCCAUAUUGUGAUUUUCCAAACUACAAUGGUGUCAUCCUUUGAGAAUGCUCUGAUGAAGUUCAAAAGGAUCUCUAAAAAACCUACUGCAGUAAAUAUCCCCAAACCAACUCCGCAAACAUCAGAUUCCACCAAGCCGGCUUAUUGUCUUGCUGCCGCGACAAUUGCAGUGACUUUCCCAGUCACAACUGUUGAGCUCUGUGGAACAUCAUCUACUGACAUUGAUAAGGUCAAAAAGUUCCUAGAUGAUCUAGUUUCAGAUGAAUGUUCUAUCAAGGAAGUUCAGUCCGACCAUAUAGCCAAUUUUCCUGAAGCUGACAAGAAGGCGAUCGUCGAGCUCAGCCGAAGCAACCAAGUUCGUGUUCUAGUGGCUGCAAAGGACAAAUUGAUUGUAUCAGGGAAGAAGGACGAUGUUUUAGACACCGUUUUAAACAUCAAUAAGUUCCUCCAGUCAGCCCGGGACAGUCAAAUCCGAGAAGGCGAAGAAAGGAGGCUGAGCAAAACAUUGCGCUGGGAUGUAGCAGAAGGAGAAUCUUGGCGGCCGCUAAACUCCAGCAUUAGCUACGAACUAGAGUUAGCUUUUGACAAGAAAGAGAAUACCUUUACCUACCAAGACAAAGGGGAAACAUUUACAGUGGAUUUCAAAAAGAUGAUACGGGUAAACAGCAAGGGAAAGUCCUGGACACUCAAGAGAACCCUGCUUGCUGACUCGGACACAGCUAUCAUUCAACAUCCACCAACCUGGAGCAAAAUGGAUGGAAGUGAUAUGGAGGUAGUUGUUCUAUCACCGACUUCAGAAGAAUACAAAAAAAUAGAAAAGGACUUUUUACAAUCCAGCAAACACAAAGACGUAUCUCCCGUCCAAGUGGUGCAGAUCCGCAGAAUUCAGAGUCAGCCACAAUGGCAGAGAUACUGCGUGUUGAAGCAAGCAGUGGACAAAAAAUAUCCCAAACAGAAGAAUGAACAGUUUCUCUAUCACGGUACUACCAAAGAGAUCUGUCAAAAAAUCAAUAGGAACGGCUUCAACAGGAGUUUCUGUGGGAGAAACGCUGUCGUGCAUGGUGAAGGGACGUAUUUCGCCAAAGAAGCUUGGUACUCCUGCUAUGAUCAAUAUUCGAACCCAGAUGAGAACGGACUGAAGUACAUCUACAGAGCUAGAGUUGUGACUGGGUCACCAUGUAAAAGUCGAAAAGGGAUGAAGGAACCGGACCCUCUGGACCCAAAAGAUCCCCGUGCUGGGAUUCAUGACUGUGCAGUAGAUAGUUUAGAAAAUCCGUUCAUCUUUGUGGUGUUCUGUGACGCAGGGGCGUACCCUGACUAUCUCAUCAGCUUUAAGAAUGUCUGACCUUCUGGCCAUGUUUCUGGACUUGUAGCACAAUUUCCAUCAAUCAUCAAUUACCGUAAUCCAGCAUCGAUGUACAACCUUCACUAAUUAAGCAAUAACUCGUAUUCUAAUUCAAGUAAUAAUUCGAACUCCAUAAAUCAUGUUGUGCCUUAACAGUUGUAGCCUCAGGCACCAGAUCAGGUACUGUGGUUUAUUCUUUGUAAUCUAGGGUUUUAUAUAAUGUCAAUAAAAACCACCUGAUCCA